Molecule: messenger RNA, 2164 nt
Organism: Myotis myotis
Lineage: Eukaryota; Metazoa; Chordata; Mammalia; Chiroptera; Vespertilionidae
Gene: ANKRD13D
Product: ankyrin repeat domain 13D
Exons: 15
Coding region: 186-2003 (605 amino acids)
Cellular component (GO): cytoplasm
Molecular function (GO): protein binding
Source: RefSeq, a predicted model, not a curated record
CCGCCGCUGCUGCCACUGCCGCCACUGCCGCGGAGGCGCGGGGUCGGGGGCUGCGGUGGUGUCGCCGGGGCGCCGUGAGGACGCGAGGCGAGCGGGCCGCGCCAGGCUCCGAGCAGAGGCAGGACCGGGCCGCCCUCGCCACGCCCGCCCGCCCGCCCGCCCGGGAUGCGGCGCUGAGGCCCAGCAUGGCCGGCCCGGGCCCCACCUUCCCGCUGCACCGGCUCGUCUGGGCGAACCGGCACCGCGAACUGGAGGCCGCGCUGCACAGCCGCCAGCAUGACAUUGAACAGGAGGACCCCCGCGGGCGCACCCCGCUGGAGCUGGCCGUUUCCCUGGGGAACCUGGAGUCCGUGAGAGUCCUCCUCCGACACAAUGCCAACGUGGGCAAAGAGAGCUGCCAGGGCUGGGCAGUCCUGCAGGAGGCGGUCAGCACUGGGGACCCUGAGAUGGUGCAAGUGGUGCUCCAGUACCGGGACUACCAGAGGGCCAAGCAGAGACUGGCUGGCAUUCCGGAAUUGCUCAACAAACUCCGCCAGGCCCCUGAUUUCUACGUGGAGAUGAAGUGGGAGUUUACCAGCUGGGUGCCCCUCGUGUCCAAGAUGUGCCCGAGUGACGUGUACCGUGUGUGGAAGCGGGGUGAGAGCCUGCGGGUGGACACCAGCCUCCUGGGCUUCGAGCACAUGACCUGGCAGCGUGGCCGGAGGAGCUUCAUCUUCAAGGGCCAGGAGGCAGGAGCCCUGGUGAUGGAAGUGGACCAUGACCGGCAGGUGGUGCACACGGAGACGCUGGGGCUGGCCCCUCCUGAGCCGGAAGUGCUGCUGGCCGCCAUGCGGCCAAGUGAGGAGCACGUGGCCAGUCGCCUCACCUCUCCCAUCGUCUCCACCCACCUGGACACUCGAAAUGUGGCUUUUGAGAGGAACAAAUGUGGUAUCUGGGGCUGGCGGUCUGAGAAGAUGGAAACCGUUAGCGGCUACGAGGCCAAGGUGUACAGCGCCAUGAAUGUGGAGCUGGUGACACGCACACGCACGGAGCACCUCUCUGAUCAGGACAAGUCGAGGAGCAAAGGGGGGAAGACUCCGUUCCAGUCCUUCCUCGGGAUGGCCCAGCAGCACUCCUCCCACAAUGGGGUUCCUGUGCAGCAGGCAGCCAGCCCCACCAACCCCACAGCCAUUUCCCCCGAUGAAUACUUUGACCCCAACUUCAGCCUGGAGUCACGGAACAUCGGCCGCCCCAUCGAGAUGUCCAGCAAAGUACAGAGAUUCAAGGCAACACUGUGGCUGAGCGAGGAGCACCCGCUCUCCCUGGGUGACCAGGUGACACCCAUCAUUGACCUGAUGGCCAUCAGCAACGCUCACUUUGCCAAGCUGCGGGACUUCAUCACCCUUCGCCUCCCACCGGGCUUCCCAGUCAAGAUAGAGAUUCCCCUUUUCCAUGUGCUCAAUGCCCGCAUCACCUUCAGCAACCUGUGCGGCUGUGACGAGCCUCUGAGCUCGGUGUGGGUGCCAGCCCCUGGCUCUGCUGUCCCAGCUUCAGGGAGCCCUUUCCCAUGCGAGGUGGACCCCUCGGUGUUCGAGGUGCCUGAGGGGUACAGCGUGCUGGGCGCAGAGCGCAGCGAGCCCCUCCGCGACGAGGACGACGACCUGCUGCAGUUCGCCAUCCAGCAGAGCCUGCUUGAGGCAGGCACAGAGGCGGAGCAGGUGACUGUCUGGGAAGCCCUGACCAACACCAGGCCUGGCACCCACCCUCCGCCCCGAGCCAUGGCCUAUGAGGAGCAGCUUCAGCUGGAGCGGGCCCUCCAGGAAAGCCUGCAGAUGUCCACAGAGCCCAGGGGCCCGGGAUCCCCUCACAGGACACCCCUGGCCCCGACCCCCGCAAGCUUUGAGGAGCAGCUUCGUCUGGCCCUGGAGUUGUCCUCGCGGGAGCAGGAGGAGCGGGAGCGGCGAGGGCAGCAGGAGGAGGAAGACUUGCAGCGGAUCCUGCGGCUCUCGCUCACAGAACACUGAGCGCUGGCUGCCCAGCCCCCGGGAGGGCUGUCCGGGCCACCCCCCACCCGCUUUUGUAACUUAUUUAUUUAUAAACUGUCUGCUGCUGAUUUGGGGCCUGGAGCCCCGGGGAUGGGCUUGCCUGGGAGACCAAGAUGGAAAUAAAGAGACCUUCAGCGGCA